Molecule: messenger RNA, 1574 nt
Organism: Boleophthalmus pectinirostris (great blue-spotted mudskipper)
Lineage: Eukaryota; Metazoa; Chordata; Actinopteri; Gobiiformes; Gobiidae
Gene: rffl
Product: ring finger and FYVE-like domain containing E3 ubiquitin protein ligase
Exons: 7
Coding region: 299-1411 (370 amino acids)
Biological process (GO): protein K48-linked ubiquitination; proteasome-mediated ubiquitin-dependent protein catabolic process; negative regulation of extrinsic apoptotic signaling pathway via death domain receptors
Cellular component (GO): plasma membrane; cytoplasm
Molecular function (GO): ubiquitin protein ligase activity; metal ion binding
Source: RefSeq, a predicted model, not a curated record
UGACGCAGGGCGCUGUUGUUUUGACGUUCACACUUCCGGGUUUAUUUCGUCGUCACUUCGUUCUGUUCCAACUUUCUCUUUUGACUUUAACCCGCUUUUAUUCACUUUAACCCAGUUUAACCCGGUCCGACCCGGUCCGGUCCGGUGUGCCCCGCUCGGCUCGGCUCCGGUCCGCUCGGCUCGGCUCCGGUCCGCUCCCCCGGGCCUCGUGUGUCCUGAUGCCGCUUCAGUGAGUCUGUGUCCGGUCAGACUCCGCCGCUUCGCCCUGGGCUUAGCUGUUAGCCGCUUAGCUCCGAGGAUGUGGUGCUGCUGGUGCCUGGACUCAGAGCCCAGUCCGGUCCCAGACCCGGCGCCGGGACCCGGGUCCAACCGAUCCACCCGAGGGUCUAACCGAGGGUCUAACCGAGGGUCUAACCGAGGGUCUAACCGAGGGUCCCAGAGGGGCGUGGUCCAGACCCAACCGUCCCCAGGACAGAACUGCACCAAAUGUGGAGGAGCCUUCAGCAACACACAGAAGAAGCACGUGUGCGUGGACUGCGGUCUGUGUUACUGCAGUAGUUGCUCCGCCCGCCUGGAGCCCCGCCCCCGCCUCUGUCACACCUGUCAGCGUUUCUAUGGUAACCUGCUGCAGAGGGCGGAGCUUAUGAGACUCAAGGUGAAAGAGCUGAGAGAUUAUCUGCACCUGCACCAGGUGUCCACACACCUGUGCCGCGAGAAGGAGGAUCUGGUGGAGCUGGUUUUGGGGCAUCAGUCGUCUUCUGAAGCGUCGACACCAGACUCCGCCCCUCCGCCUCUGACCACGCCCACACAGGCUCAGGCCCCGCCCGCUCAGGCCCCGCCCAUGGAGACACAGGCCCCACCCACAGAGACACAGGCCCCGCCCACAGAGACAGUCCCGCCUACAGAGAGUCCAGCCACGCCCACAGACGUACAGGCCACGCCCACAAAUGCACAGGCUCCACCUCUCCAAACAGAAGCCACGCCCCCUGAGCCACCCACUGUCCAAUCAGAGAGUCUGCUGGAGGAUGAAGAGGAGGAAGAGGAAGAGCAGGAUGGCGGGCGGCGGCGCAGGGCGUCCCUGUCGGACCUGCGUUCUGAGGACGACAUCGAGUCUCUGAGCGUCCGGAGACUGAAGGAAAUUCUCGCCCGGAACUUUGUGGAUUUUAAAGGAUGUUGUGAAAAAUGGGAACUGAUGGAACGAGUGAGACGACUGUACAGAGACAAGAAGAGUCUGCCAGAGUGCGGUGCUGCAGAGGAGUUGUUGUGUAGGAUCUGUAUGGACGGGGCCAUCGACUGCGUCCUGUUGGAGUGUGGUCACAUGAUCACCUGCACGUCCUGCGGGAAACGUAUGAGCGAGUGUCCCGUGUGUCGCCAGUACGUCGUCCGAGCCGUGCACGUCUUCAGGUCCUGAGGAUCUGGCGCCCCGGAGCCGCGUUAGCCUCACGGAGCUAACGGAGCUAACGGCGCUAAACCCCGGAGCUUCCCCCGGCGCUGGCUGCGAGUGUCCGGGCUCCAGAGCGACUCCUCCGCGGCCUCACGCCGGAGCAGCAGCGGCGGCUCCACCCGCGGGUCAU